This is a messenger RNA of Lolium perenne, 3601 nucleotides long. NCBI's taxonomy places the organism in Eukaryota, Viridiplantae, Streptophyta, Magnoliopsida, Poales, Poaceae. The record is from RefSeq and is a predicted model, not a curated record.
CUGCCCUCUCCCCUCCCACUCUCUCCCGGACUUCUUGACUGAGGCACUUCUUGCCUCGCCGCGCGCCGUCUUCCCGGCGGCCACCGACCCCUCACCAUUUCCCACCUCCGCCUCGUCCUCCCAUUCCCCAGAACCUCCCUCUGCUCCUGCGUAGCUCCGCACCAAGCAGUAGCUGGGCAUCUAAUCUAGCUCGAGGCUGCCGGCGCCGAGCCAGCGCUCACGGCGGCGCAUCUACCUUGGCUCGGCCCUCCACGCUCCUUCACGGCGCGCGGAUUCGCCGGAACCUACCUCCUCCUCGUCUACCCCGACCACCGCGGCUCGGCAUCCAGUAUACGGUCUUCUGCCUCGCCUCCGGCCACCUGCGCACCAGGUACUCGACAUUAUUCCCCUGCGGGAGUUCUGUUAUGUUCUUGGCCAGACGACCAUCUGGGUUGUCUAACAUCAGCAGGCUCUGCAUCCUCCACACCGUUUCCUGGAUACUUUCGUCGCGGCGGUCACGAUUCAGCGCCGGCAGCGACAAUGCCACCACAAAUCCAGUCGGCCGGCUGUCGGAGCUUUUCCGGCCGGUCCGGAUGGAGAUCAGCGGCGUCAUCUUGCGGGCACUGGAACGCGGCGCGUGUUCGGAGCCGGUGGAGCUGGAGAGGCUCGACGUCGAGCUGGACCCUUUUGUUGUCAACCUGGUGGUCCGGGGCUUGUCGGACUCGGAGACAGCGGUGCGGUUUUACCGGUGGGCGGAGUCACGCCCGGGGUUCGGUCAUAGCCAGUUCGCGAUAGCGUACAUUGCGAGCUUGCUGUUUAUCGAUGGCAAUUUCGCUCUGCUGUCGGAGUUCAUGGGGACAGUGAGGGGCCAGGGGGUGGCGUUGCAUCGGUCUCUGUAUCGGAUCCUUCUGUCGGGCUAUGUCCGAGCUGGCAAGUUCGACUUGGUCAUAGAGACGUUUGAUGAGAUGGUCAUGUCUGGCUGCCGUGAGUUUGGUGUCGAUUACAAUAGGUACAUAGGUGUUCUAAUUAAGAAUUGUUGUUUUGAUUUGGUGGAGAAAUACUAUGGCAUGGCGCUCGAGAAAGGGUUUUGCCUGACUGCGUUCACUUACUCGAGGUGGAUCUCUGCAUUGUGUCAGUCAAACAGGAUUGAGCUUGUACAGGAGCUUCUGGCUGACAUGGAUAGAUUUGGGUGCUCUCCGGAUAUUUGGGCUUGUAAUAUAUACAUCGAUUCUUUGUGUAAACAGAACAGGUUACAUGAUGCACUGCAGAUGCUAGAGAAGAUGCGGGGGGAAGGAACCAGCCCAGAUGUUGUGACUUACACAACAGUUGUUGGCUGUUUAUGUAACAAUAAGCAGUUUGCAGAAGCUGUUGGACUUUGGGAAGAAAUGGUUAAGAGGGGCCUGAAACCUGAUGUUGUAGCAUGUGGUUCACUGAUCUUUGGGCUGUGCAAGAAUAGCAAGGUAGAAGAGGCUUUUGAACUAGCAUCGAGGAUGUUAAGUCUGAACAUAGAACUGAGUGUCUCAAUAUACAACGCCCUAAUAAGUGGCUUCUGGAGAGCUGGGGACAUUGAUAAAGCCCACAACAUCAUAUCCUUCAUGCGGACAAACGGAUGUGAGCCAGAUGUUGUUACAUAUAAUAUCCUUUUGAAUCAUUACUGCACUGUAGGUAUGAUUCAGAAAGCUGAAAAAUUGAUAACAAAGAUGGAAACAAGCGGUGUAAAUCCUGACCGGUACAGUUACAAUCAGUUGUUAAAAGGACUCUGCAAGACUCAUCAACUGGACAAGGCAUUUGCUUUUGUUUCCGAUCAUAUGGAAGUUGGUGGCUUCUGUGAUGUUGUAUCCUGUAAUAUAUUGAUUGAUGCAUUUUGCAAGGCCAAAAAGGUAAAAUCUGCAUUGGAGCUGUUCAAGGAAAUGGGUUAUAAGGGAAUGCAAGCUGAUGCUGUGACAUAUGGAACUCUUAUCAAUGGUCUUUUCAGUGUAGGAUACCACAAUCUAGCUGAAGAACUUUUUGAGCAGAUGUUGAAGGCUCAGAUUGACCCUAAUGUUAAUCUGUACAAUAUUAUGCUUCAUCACCUGUGCAAGGUUGGUCAUCUAAGACGUGCUCAGAAAAUAUUUGCACAUAUGAUUCAGAAGGAAGUCUUACCUGACACUGUUACUUAUAACACACUCAUAUACUGGCUUGGAAAAAGGUCAAGAGCAAUUGAAGCCCUUGAUCUGUUCAAGGGUAUGAAGACAAGGGGGGUAGAGCCAGAUAGCUUGACAUUUAAGUAUUUGAUAAACGGUCUCCUGGACGAGGGGAAAUCUACACUAGCUUAUGAGGUAUGGGAAUAUAUGAUGGAGAAUGGUAUCAUUCUUGACAGAGAAGUUUCUGAAAGGUUGAUAACUGUGCUUAAAUCGAAGAACAAGUAACUGCCAAGUUCUUGGAGAGGUUUAUCCACUAGAGUUUUGCAUGGCUCUGCUGCCUCCGUGCAGCUACCUUCAGAGCUACUAUAGUUGAUUCUGAGCUCCUCGUGCAGUUGCGCUCAACUUUGCUGCACUCCUGGUAUGAAUGUACAUUAUCUGGACCAGACGUCCAGACCCAUGGCAGACAUGCGAAAUUAGCAGCAAUGGACAAGGUGUGGUCUCCAAAUGCAUCUUGAGUAACUGUAUUGUUGGCCCAAGUUGUCAACUUAUUCAUGAGAAGGUCUGCAAAAAUAUAACUGUGAGGGUAGAAGCAAUAGCCUGUUUCCGUAAAAUGAAUAUGAACAGGCUAAAUUCAGUAAGCAACUGCAAAUGGAUUCAUCUAUAUCCUUCGGAUCUCCUGGGUCUCAGGACGGAUACUUUUAAGAAUGAAGAGUAUGAAAACGAAGUGUCUUGAUAUCUUAGUCUGAUAUCCUCCAGUGAUGAGUUGUUACCUUGAGUUGUUCGUGGCUGUACAGAGGAAUGACCUGGGAGGAGGAUAUUUGGACUUUUGGAGGUGGAUUUGGAAACUAGAAUGCCCGGCGAAGGUCCAUCAUUUCCUGUGGAGAUUUGUCAUAACAGAGACCCAUUGCAUAUGAACAUUGCAAGAAGAGGGGUUCAGCUGGAUAUCGGAUGUGCCGUAUGGCACAAGUUUUGUUCGACAGCGGCCAUUUGUCUCCAAGAGUAGCUAAGCAGCACUUAGGUGACGAAGGAGCAAGCCUUUCGGCCCAUGCUCAUGUGUGCAGCUUUUAGAAGCUGCGGAGAUCCUGGAACCAGAUGAUGGCAGAUGUUUGAAGACUGCCCAGGUUUGUGUUUUUCUUCGUCCCUGGCACUGGAAACUAUAUGGAAUCUGUAACGAAGAUGUAAUGCCCUUCGGGGCUGAGGGUUUUGCCUCUUUGUUUUUUUCUUCUCAGUUUUGAUAAAGGAAUAUACAGAACGUGCAGUCGCUGCUGGUAAGGGGAGUUCUGUGAUAGCGCUGACACUGACAGCCUACUGAUGCUGUAUGUGCUGAACGGUAUCAUCAUCCCAUAAACAAGCAUACAGAUAGAUGAACCAGACCCAUCGGGGUUUUGCCCGCCAAUCUUAACUUGUGCUCUGUUGUUUCAGAUCCUUCAAAUUUCUGUAUUUUUCUUUUGAAAGUUGAUUAUUAUUCAGUUGCAUUCGUCGAUACAAGUUUUUGUAUA